This is a messenger RNA of Panicum hallii, 788 nucleotides long. RefSeq lists its product as uncharacterized. The transcript has 3 exons. Gene Ontology annotation, molecular function: structural constituent of ribosome. Gene Ontology annotation, biological process: translation. The coding region runs from base 37 to 363 and encodes 108 amino acids. The record is from RefSeq and is a predicted model, not a curated record. Gene Ontology annotation, cellular component: mitochondrial large ribosomal subunit. Lineage: Eukaryota; Viridiplantae; Streptophyta; Magnoliopsida; Poales; Poaceae.
AGCCAGGGCCCAAGUUCAUCCCACACACCCACUCCCAUGGCGGCGGCGGGCACCUGGCUCCGGCGAGUGGCGGCGGCUAUGCCGCGCAUCCCGUGCGCGCUUCCCGCCCUCCCGAUCGCUCCUCCGCCUGCCCCGGUCCUGGAGGCGCCUGCCCUCGCGCUCCCCGCCCGCGGCGCCGCCAUGGACCUCAUGGCCGUUCCCAAAAAGAAGGUCUCCAAGUAUAAGAAGGGUCUGAGGAAUGGAUCUAAAGCCCUAAAGCCUGUUCCAGUGAUUGUGCGUUGCAGAUGCUGCGGCCGUGUGAAGCUGCCGCACUUUUACUGCUGCAGUGGGGAGCGAGGGAACCCUGAUUCUUCAAGCUCGUAAUGUGCUCAGCUUUGGAGUCUUUGAAAUUGGAUAGGAGACGUGAUGGGACGCCAGAUGCCGCAAUAGUCAUUAACCUUAGCGGUACACCGCUUCCAGUUCCCUCUAGUCGAUCUCUCUCCGCCUUUCUGCUCUUGCAGCUGAGUCCACCACUCCGUCAGACUACUCUUUCGCCGCUGCUUGGCGUCCUGCAAUAAUCAGUUUGGGGUGCUCUUCGUAAUAACCCGUGUACCUUCUUCAAGUGCCCUUAUACUGUUGCGCCUGCCGCUUGCAAUCUUGGUGUAGGGUUUGAGUGAACCAAGGAAGCAUGGGGUGAGGAGCAUGGCUGAGGUUGUUGACCCCAGUCCAGGGUGAGGAAUCAGCUAGCUGCUCUGCUUUCCGUUCCUUCCUUUGCAGCAACCUUAUCCUGGGGACACGUUACCUCGCAA